Messenger RNA from Arabidopsis arenosa, 1407 nucleotides. Lineage: Eukaryota; Viridiplantae; Streptophyta; Magnoliopsida; Brassicales; Brassicaceae. The record is from the annotation of a GenBank genome assembly.
GAGUUUACAAACAAAUCUUUACCAAAUAAUUGCAAAAAAAUAUUUUAUAAGGAAACUUAUAAAGGGGCCGUUGUUCUUGGCCGCCAUUAUCCCGGAAAAUGUCAAGCAGAGAAAACCCUAGCGGAAUCUGCAAGGACAUUCCCAAUCUCAUCUCUUCCUUCGUCGACACUUUCGUUGAUUACUCCGUCUCCGGCAUCUUCUUGCCUCAAGAUCCUAGCCCACAGAAUGAGAUUCUGCAAACGAGGUUCGACAAACCGGAGCGACUCGUUGCAGUCGGCGAUCUCCAUGGCGAUCUCGACAAGUCUAGAGAAGCAUUCAAGAUCGCUGGUCUGAUUGAUUCGUCGGACCGAUGGACUGGUGGGUCGACGAUGGUUGUUCAGGUGGGAGACGUACUGGAUCGAGGAGGAGAGGAGUUAAAGAUACUUUAUUUCUUAGAGAAAUUGAAACGAGAGGCUGAGAGAGCUGGAGGUAAGGUUCUGACUAUGAAUGGCAACCAUGAGAUCAUGAAUAUAGAAGGUGACUUUAGAUAUGUGACCAAGAAGGGUUUAGAGGAAUUUCAGGUUUGGGCUGAUUGGUAUUGUUUAGGGAACAAGAUGAAGACUUUAUGCAGUGGUCUUGAUAAACCUAAGGAUCCUUAUGAAGGGAUUCCCAUGAGCUUCCCUCGUAUGAGAGCCGACUGUUUUGACGGAAUUAGAGCUAGGGUUGCUGCAUUGAGACCUGAAGGUCCAAUUGCAAAGAGAUUCUUGACUAAGAAUCAAACAGUUGCUGUUGUUGGUGAUUCGGUGUUUGUUCAUGGGGGACUUUUAGCGGAGCACAUAGAGUAUGGCCUGGAGAGGAUAAACGAGGAGGUUAGGGGUUGGAUUAACGGGUUGAAAGGAGGACGAUAUGCGCCUGUGUAUUGUAGAGGAGGAAACUCUGUAGUUUGGUUGAGGAAAUUCUCGGAAGAGAUGGCUCACAAAUGUGAUUGUGCAGCUCUUGAGCAUGCUCUUUCCACUAUUCCUGGGGUUAAGAGGAUGAUCAUGGGACACACAAUCCAGGAUGCUGGUAUCAACGGAGUUUGUAAUGAUAAAGCCAUUAGGAUUGAUGUGGGCAUGUCCAAGGGAUGUGCUGACGGACUGCCUGAGGUUUUGGAAAUCCGCAGGGACUCUGGUGUGCGGAUAUUGACAUCGAAUCCAUUGUAUAAGGAGAAUCCGUAUUCUCAUUUAGCUCCUGAUAGUAAAACGGGUCUCGGGUUGCUGGUACCAGUUCCUAAGCAAGUGGAAGUCAAAGCUUGAAGACCUUUUAGUGAACACUAGUCUGAUACUCUUAUGUUUAGAUGAUUGAUGCCUUUUGCAAGUCUAGCAUUGGCGGAUUCUUUGUAUGAACAUCCAUAAACAUCUUCUUGAAGCAUAAAUUGUAGUUUCAGUU